UGAUUGAAAAGGAAUUGAAUAAAACCACGCCAAUAAAAUAUUAAUAGGCUUACUCCAAAGAACUCUGGGAGCAAACAGAAAAUGAUAAAUGGGUGAUGAAAAUUGAACCCAUCCUUCAAGCCAUAAAUAUAUUUCGAAGUCUUCCCAAUAGACCUGAAAUCUGUUGGAACACUCCUUUUUACUUAGUUGCGGGCUUUAACAACUCAUUGCUGAACAGGUAGUCCUCAUUUAGCAACUGCCUCAUACAGUGACUGUUUGCAGUUACGACAGUGAUGAAAAAGUAACGUUGCGACCAGUCCCCACGUGCAUGACCUUCGCAGGUCUGUAAAGCAAAGAAAAGCUGAAGGAAGAUCAUAAGCACAGUCGUGGCUUCACUUAGUGACCGCUUUGCUUAAUGACUGAGUUGCUGGUCUCAAUUGUCGCUAAAUGAGGACCACCUGUAAAUAAGGUGUAUAAAAAUAAGUAAGGACAAGUAUUCACGAGUCUGUAUUCGAUUAUCAUCCUGCAUUUCCUGUACCUGAAAAGUGGACAAAUAAUGCAAUACGGAGCCAAUCUAUUUUCUCAGAGGAGCUCUUAUUCCUUGCUGGAGGAAAACCCAGUUACUCUUUCGGUCUUUCUUUUGGGCUAUGAUUGUCAAGUAUUACUGUAGUCAAACAUCAUCAAUACGCCUGGAAGAACAUCAGGAGAGAUGCCCCUCCACGGCCUUAGCUUAGGGCUCCCGUUUCUGGACAGCAGAACUCCAGGCCCCUCCUCGAUGGCCGCAGCGAGGAGAGCUUUUGGUAUCUCUGCUGCCACCGGGUGCUUGCUUCCUGUGCAGCCCCACGUGUGCUUCCACAGAGGUAAAUGCCACUCAUCGCGACGGGCUCUUGCGCUGGCUGAAGGUGUUUAAGACUUCAGCUACAGAUGGGUUUCUUCCUAUUUUGCAGCUGUUUAGCCUUUGGACCAGGAAGGAAUCUUCAAAUAAAUACCAAGAAAACAUCUUGCUUUUAUUACAUCACUCAGUCCUUGUUAUUUGACCCAAAGAGAAACUGAGCACAACUGAAGUUCCUUUUUUUGUUCUUAAAUGAUGGCAUUUCUUAGGUUUACUGUAUCUAGUACAGCUUCUUGUGAGAGGUCACUGUCUCAACUUAGAGGUCCAUCUAAAAGAAUAACCCAUUUAACAUCAUCUGACGGAUAUAUAUUAAUAAAAGGUGAUACAAGAUAAUACUGUACCAGCCUUUUCUUUGGAGCAAACGCAGUCUGCCUCUCGUUCCUUUGGAUAAUAGGCCCCAAACUUUGGAGACAACUUAAUCUAUCACCACAGGAGAAAGUUUUAUUCUUCCUUUUAUUCUUAGACCAAGGUUGUAUUUCUGUGGUAAAACAACUGACUUCCAGGGAAUGCUAGUUUUAUUAUGCCUGUGAUUCUGCUCCUGGAAUUAUGUCAGGUUCUCAAAAGGAAUAGGCAGGGGCGUUAGGGAAAUCAGCAGGACUGAAAUUUAAUUCAGACUAAUGCCGCAGAUGGAUCCAGUGAAGUAAGUGCUCCAUCCAUUGACUCUUCAACCGUUGAACACUCCCCCUCCGGAUGUCCAAAUCCGAGCAAUGUGAGAAGUUUUAAUAGUGUGCCAGAUGCUGUUAAUAUGUAAUAAAGACACUUACUUGCACAAUAUUUGACUGGAAAGGUAACAGGUUUGCACCAUCCUGUUUUCAAGGCAGUCCAAGAUGGUCAGCAGAAACCAGCCCGAAGUCGAUCCCUCCAGCAGAGCAUGUUCCACAGGGGACUUUUGGGACAGGCUUGUUCGGCAGCCAAGUUCCCUCUGGAUGGAAGAGUACCGUGAGGCACCGCCCCUGCUGACAUCUGGCCGUGCAGCCCAGCGGCCUGCUGUGGGCGAGGGGGGCCCUUGGCCCUGGCAGGUGGCCUCCACUGCGCAGAGCCUCCCGUCACCCAAGGAGCUGUGUCAGAAGAAGAGGAAGGGCCCGAAGCAAAAAGGGCUUGGAAACGUCCGUGCCUUGUCUGUUUUCUAUCAUCUGGAGGAGGUGAAGAGACGGCAAAGUAACAUUGACGAGCAGAAGGUGACCCGAGGGAGUUGGGCUCUGCCCCAGCCCUCCUCCCAAGGAAACAGGAUGGUCGGGGACCCGCCUGGGGGCCUGCUGAGCCCCACCAGGACGCCAAAGCCCUACGGAAGGCCUUUCCGCCUUGGAGGAGGCACCAGUGCCCAGCUCCUCCACCCGGAGCCGAACCCCAGCCUGAGAGAGCCGGUGAUGUUCCCAGAAGAAAGCCCCAUGGCCUUGUACACAACGGCGGCACACCAACGGUCUCCCCGUGGAAGAGUGGGGUGCUGGCCCGGAAGAGGCAGAUCUGAGCUACGAUCCGAGGAAUAACCACGGCCAGGCUGACGUUUGGGGUCGGCCAUUCCCAAGCUGGCUCCCCCCAGAGAUGGGGGGAGCUGCUUCGUUGGCGGAGGGCGGCCGCUGCCAUUGAUCCAUGCAGACAGAACAGGAAUGCGCAGAAGUGGGUACGCGGGGCCCCCGUGCGGGUCUCUCUUCCUGGGCGUGCCUGCGUGUUUCCUCAAGCGAAGGCCUGCUCGGUUUCUCUCCCAUCCGUGCUGGUCUUCCUGUUCUGGGGGUGCAUUUUGUCGUCUUCUUGCCAUUCUGCCAGCGUCCCCUCAUGACUGGUGCACAGCAGAGCGUCUUUCUUUCUCUUUGGGUUGCCAAUAACCCUUCCGCUGCAGGCUGGGGAAAGAAAGCGAAUGCCAGGGGAAACUUGGGAGGGUUUCCAUAGUAAUCCCGGCUCCGGCGGAGGCCAGCUUCGCUCUGGUUUGGCAUUUCUCCUCCACCUGCAUGUAACGUAGGUGUAUGCUCCGGGGUGAUCAAACAUUCGUUUGGAAAGAGAACAGCCCACAGGCAGCUUUUGCGGCUUUGAAAUCAUUUUAAUUGUCUGCAGCGCUUCGUCAUGAGAGAGUUACGCUUGAGGGACCCUAAAGCUUGCUUUCCUUCUGUGAGAAGGCGGCCGAUCUGUUUCCUCCCUUCGUCCACCGAGCAGAUUGGGCCCUCGUUGCUCUCGGCAAAGCGCCAGGCGCUUCCGAGGCCGCUGCCGGUUGGGAGGGGAGCGUCCUGAGCUGCAGGAGGAGGACGUCAGUAGGGAGGCUUCACCGUUGCAGUCUAACGGUGGCCUGCUUGGGGGGAAACGAAUUCUCAGAGUCGGCGAUGAGGGAUUUGGGUGUCCCGUACUCCCCUCCGAAGCAGACGGGUUUCUUGUGCCAGCGGCCUCAGGGAAGCUGACACUUCCAGUGUGGGUUUUGGGGAAAACACUUUAGAUGUUUUUUCACGUUAAUCCUUUCUGAGCCCUAGCGCGUUUAUUUUCCACUAAAAAGGGUGGGAGGCCGUUCUUCUGUUUUUCAGAAAGGUGCCAUCAGAUCUUGAGAAAACCAUUUCAGACAGCUUCUGCUGCCCCUCCCGAAAGCGACUCGGGACGGGUUUGCCUCCGAUGGUUUGGGAUGGCGUUCUGAGAUACAAAAAUGUUUCUAACCAGAGAAACCGCCAACUAGCCGCUCUCUGACUUCAAGGUACUGGUUGUAGGACUUUUAAGUGCACAGCCCGAGAAGUGCCAUCGACGUUCCUUAAGGAAGAGGUUAGUUUGCACCCCUGCAGCGGGGCCCCCGCCCUUGCUGGCCCUUCCAGACUCGGCAGGGAGGGGAGUUUUCAGGCCGGAGGAGCAACGAGUCCUAAUUCCAAGUAUUUGAUGCAUUUUGCCCUCAGAGCUCCUUUACCGCUCUGAGCUACGCGAAUGUAAAUCGAUGGUCUCGUAAUGCAAAUAGAACGGAGAGCGAGUUUGGUUGUUACUGCUGUUUAUCAAAUGCAUUUGUGGAACCAAGUUCUGAGUAUUGCAGUGUGGUUUGUUUAUUUGUACCCCAACCGGGGGAGAACAGGGUCACCUGCCCGUCCGUGGGCCUCGGUAACCGUCCGCGCUCGCCCUCCGCAGCACGGUGCCUGCCAGGUGGCGGUCCUUCUGGGCAUUAUGGGGACUGCUCAGCUCAGCCCAGCCCAGCCCAGCCCAGCCCAGGGGAGCAGGCCGACACUUUCCUUUCCGUGCUGCCAAGGCGCGCCCUUCCGCGUCUCCCCACUCCCAGAUACACUUUCCUGACCCCUCCUUAAGACAGCGGCUGUUGCGGCACCGGCGGCCUCGCUUUCCAUCGUUUGCAGCCCUGAUUUUCAAACUUGGCCACUUUAAGAUGUGUGGACUUGGAGUCUGCUGGCUGGGGAAUUCUGGGAGUUGAAGUCCACCCAUCUUAAAGUGGCCAAGUUUGAAGAACGCUCUUACGUCCUCAUUAAACGAUUCACGGGGCUCCCUCGCAUCUACUCCCGGCGCCUUAGGCGAUCCGAAGGCUCACCUGGAGCAUCCUUU
Molecule: messenger RNA, 4381 nt
Organism: Python bivittatus (Burmese python)
Lineage: Eukaryota; Metazoa; Chordata; Lepidosauria; Squamata; Pythonidae
Source: RefSeq, a predicted model, not a curated record